CAUCAUGGGCGGACCGCCUCUUUCUUGUUCAUGCAAUGACCUGUCCCAAUCAAGGAAGUAAACAAUAGUCACCAUGUCUCGGCGCGCGCCGUAUAUAAAAAGCAGGUCCAAGUUGGGUGGUGCAUCACUACUUCAAUUUUCCCGCCUCCCCGUCUCGCGUAUCGUCAGCCAUGUCUCGUACCUCUCCUACUCCCAGCUCUCUCUCAACGCCAGGAUUUCAGUCUUCCUCUUUUCCAUGCACACCCGAUUGCUCCCUUGCGUCGCAUAGCCAUCAUCGCGGCAAGACCGGCCGGGAGCUCUCAACAGGAGACAUUCGCAUGACCACAAUAUCCCUCCUGGCACCAUUCUAUGAAGCCCUGAAAGGAUAUCGCAGCGUCAAACUCGAUUGCAGGUCUUUGGCGCGUUCAUCGAACUCUCGCUCGCAGCCUGGCGUUGCACUCUCGCAUUCUUCUUCGCGGCGUCCAUCGGUAGCAUCUGGAUCUUGCGCCUCUGAUAAGGGCGGGCCUAAAAUCCGACCCUGCGUCAUUAUCGAGAAGGGGGCGGCUACAGCCAAGGUCAUUCUCAUGGGCACAUUCGAAGGAGCUUACAUAGACGAGCUCCAUCCCGUACUCCAGGACUAUGUUGCCAUCCUCUUCUCCCGGGACAGCACGUAUGAAGAGGAACGAUUCACGAAGGGCAAGCCCACGCACAUGCACAGCACACCAGAAUGGUCUCAGAAGGCCGCGCAUCUCGGACAUCUCCAGUACAUCAUACCCCUCAAGCAUGAGAUUGACUUGCAUGCCGUCACUGAUCGCUGGAGGGUUCGCCGGACGGGCAAUAGCAACUCGCGCUCAGCAGGCGACGGCGAUACUGAAGGUCACUAUAUGGAUGGCCCGAAUAUGUUCUACUUGGCCAACCACGCCGAAAUCAUGUACCAACGCUUGAGAAUGCGCUGCAAAAGAAGGGCGUACAGAUAUGAACUUCGGCAAGCGCUGAGGGAAAGGGGGAAGGCCGGUAGCAAUCCGAAUCGCAGCCAAGCGUCGGUUCAAACUCGUCAUUCGCGCGCCCCGUCGGUUGCGCUCGAACCUAUCCCGGAAACUCCCACCACACCGUCGUAUACCAGGCCCACCGCGCCGACGACUGCCGACAAGGCAGAGAACUCGUGGAUUUCCACUCGCAAGUUCUCGAUCUCAUCCACCUCAAGCCAAACGACGGCUAGCAAACGCCGCUCCGAGUACGACGAGGGGUGCCCCAGGACGCCGAAGGCCGCGAAGCACGAACUCGAUGCGUCGUCGAUGCGCUCAAAGGAGUCGAAGUUCUCAUCCCCGCUCAAGAAAUCGUCAAAGGCCAAUACCUCUCAAGCUUCUCUACCCUCCAUAGUCACCUCGGACGCAGUUGCGUACACUAUCGCGCCAUAUCGUUUACUGUCGAGCGCGUUGACGGACUAUGAACGUCGCAUCAAGACCUACGCAACCUGUGAUACACCGGCACCGUGUUCCGUCAGGCCUUCCUCUCAGUGCGCAGUCCUCUCUAGCCCUGACACACGGGAGCCACAGGUCUCGAGUCGAUGUCCUUCUGGGUACAGCGCACUCGUUGCGUUUGCUGUCAAGAUGUUUCUCUCGGGAAUCCUAUAA
Schizophyllum commune H4-8 is the source of this 1613-nucleotide messenger RNA. RefSeq lists its product as uncharacterized. The transcript is spliced from 8 exons. The coding region runs from base 171 to 1613 and encodes 480 amino acids. The record is from RefSeq and is a predicted model, not a curated record. Lineage: Eukaryota; Fungi; Basidiomycota; Agaricomycetes; Agaricales; Schizophyllaceae.